AUGUCCGUCAAGUUCGAAGACGUGCAAAAUGCCGCUACCGCGGCUGCCACGGCCGCCGACACAUCCCUCCGGGCAGACACAAAGGAAUUGGCGCAUAAGGUCGGCGAGCGCCUGACCGGGGGCAAUCCCCAGACUGGAUACCUCGCUAUGUACCUACGAGAGCUUCAGGCCAACCCACUGCGCACGAAGAUGCUCACCUCCGGUGUCCUCUCUUCCGCGCAAGAGUUCCUCGCAUCUUACCUUGCCAACGAUGUGAGCAAGCACGGCCACUACUUCAGCUCCCGAGUCCCCAAGAUGCUUCUGUACGGCAUGUUCAUUAGCGCCCCCCUCGGUCACGUCCUUGUGGGCAUUCUUCAGAAGGUCUUCGCGGGUCGCACCAGCUUGAAGGCUAAGGUUCUCCAGAUCCUCGCCAGCAACCUGAUUGUUUCCCCAAUCCAAAACGUGGUCUACCUGACCUCUAUGGCAAUCAUCGCUGGUGCCCGCACUUUCCACCAGGUCCGCGCCACCGUCAAGGCCGGUUUCUUCCCCGUCAUGAAGGUCAGCUGGAUCACCUCGCCGCUGGCUCUGGCCUUCGCCCAGAAGUUCCUCCCUGAGCACACCUGGGUGCCUUUCUUCAACAUCGUCGGGUUCUUCAUUGGAACCUACGUCAACACUCACACCAAGAGAAAGCGCCUGGAAGCGCUGCGAAAGCGUUACAAUUCCGGCCGCGGAGGUCCCGGCAGCGAGUACGAGAAGGGACCCGGACCCGACUACCGAUAG
Messenger RNA from Aspergillus mulundensis, 759 nucleotides. RefSeq names its product Mpv17/PMP22 family protein. The transcript is spliced from 4 exons. Gene Ontology annotation, cellular component: membrane; cytoplasm. The record is from RefSeq and is a predicted model, not a curated record. The coding region runs from base 1 to 759 and encodes 252 amino acids. Lineage: Eukaryota; Fungi; Ascomycota; Eurotiomycetes; Eurotiales; Aspergillaceae.